Messenger RNA from Neolamprologus brichardi, 992 nucleotides. NCBI's taxonomy places the organism in Eukaryota, Metazoa, Chordata, Actinopteri, Cichliformes, Cichlidae. The record is from RefSeq and is a predicted model, not a curated record.
AUGUCUAACUGGUGUUAUCAAAACCAGAAUGCCUGUGAUGACCCAUGCAGAGACCCCAACCACUGGGCUACUCAAUUCCCUAAAUGUGGAGGGUUACGCCAGUCACCGAUUAACAUUGUGACCAGCAAAGUCCACAUCGACAUCGCCCUGUCACCUUUCAACUUCAUUGGCCACACCGACACAAUCAACAUGACAGUGGAAAACAAAGGGCACUCUGCCCACUUUGCUUUGCCGCCGUCUGUUCGAUUCAUUGGGGGAGCUCUGCCAGGUCACUACAGAGCCGCCCAAUUUCACCUCCACUGGGGAGGGAAUGGGAGACCAGGAUCAGAGCACACCAUUGACGGAGAGAGAUUCCCCAUGGAGAUGCACAUAGUCCACAUUAAGGAGCCGUACAGCUCUCUGGCGGAGGCCGAACAUGACACAGCAGGUAUAGCUCUGCUCGCCUUCCUGUUUGAGGAAACAGCGGAUGAUCAUCCUCAUUUGGACACAGUAAUAGAUGCGCUGGGCCGAGUACAAAACAACGGCAGCACCACAGUGAUCCCAAACUUUAGACUCGGUGACAUUAUUCCAGCUGCAAAGGACCUACAAGGUUACUACCGCUACGUGGGCUCCAUGACAACACCGGGAUGUGAGCAGGCAGUUGCCUGGACAGUGUUUCACAGGAAGCUGGCCAUCAGUAGUCGACAGCUGGAUGCGAUAGUUAAGCAGUGUCGCUUUUGGACAGGGCAGCCCAUGACUGACAUUUUCCGACCUACGCAGCCGCUGGAUGGCAGGAUUGUGUACUCCUCAAAGUCGGGUACAGCUCAGACAACUGCGACACAUUUUUGGUGUCUGUUUUUAUCAUUUGUGACUGUUACGCUGGGUCUGGCACACUGAAUGAGUAGCAAGAAAUGGGCAUAGUCUUCAAGUCUGAACAGCAAAGCCAACGCACAAAGUCUUAAAUCUGCAUUUUUUUCUUAUGGCCAGCAGGGAGUGACUUCUCAAAGUCUGAU